Sceloporus undulatus (fence lizard) is the source of this 3156-nucleotide messenger RNA. RefSeq names its product leptin receptor overlapping transcript like 1 (gene LEPROTL1). The record is from RefSeq and is a predicted model, not a curated record. The transcript has 4 exons. Bases 106 to 501 code for a protein of 131 amino acids. NCBI's taxonomy places the organism in Eukaryota, Metazoa, Chordata, Lepidosauria, Squamata, Phrynosomatidae. Gene Ontology annotation, biological process: negative regulation of growth hormone receptor signaling pathway; late endosome to vacuole transport via multivesicular body sorting pathway. Gene Ontology annotation, cellular component: endosome.
ACCUACUUCCGGGCCGGUCUAGGCUCCUUCCUCCCACUCUAUGGUCAGCUGGGAGCGGCCUGUGCGACAAUAAUAGCAAGCGGCAUUAGCAGCAGCAGGAGCAUCAUGGCCGGCAUCAAAGCUUUGAUCAGCCUGUCGUUCGGGGGUGCUGUUGGACUAAUGUUCCUAAUGCUUGGCUGUGCACUUCCACAGUACAACCAAUAUUGGCCAUUGUUUGUUCUGUUCUUCUACAUCCUCUCUCCAAUUCCAUACUGCAUAGCAAGAAGAGUAGUCGAAGAUACAGAUGCUACAAGUAAUGCCUGCAAGGAACUUGCCAUAUUUCUUACAACAGGCAUUGUUGUCUCAGCAUUUGGGCUUCCAAUUGUAUUUGCCAGAGCACAACUGAUUUAUUGGGGAGCCUGUGCACUUGUCCUCACAGGAAAUACAGUCAUAUUUGCCACCAUCCUAGGGUUUUUCUUGGUUUUUGGCAGCAAUGAUGACUUCAGCUGGCAGCAGUGGUGAAAUGAGUUGGAAAGAGAACUAUCGACAUCUUAAGUCAUUCAAUGGCCAUCCAUACAACAGAAGGAACAGGCAAUAAAGUGAAUGUACUGUUUCCACAGAGGGACCCUAGGUGUAGGACGCUCUGUAGUCACUUUUCCUCUCCUAUUACAUACAAUGUUAGCAUUUUGCUUGAUUUAAAUGUUUUAAAUUGUUGAUGCUGUUUUAUUUUAAUGUUUUAUUUUGAAGUGGGAACCAGAACACUUAAAUUUAAUGUUUAAAUGUGUUUCUUCUUUGGAUAACAUUAUAACUGUGUUUAAACAAAAACUUUUAAGCUGUUAUGUACAAUUGUGUCACCAGAUUGACAACUGCCUGACGACACAAUCUGAUCAAAGGCAUGUGUAUUUGGUACUAAGUCCCACUGAGUUCAAAUGGGGCUUACUCCCAAGUAACUAUGCAUAGAAUUGUGCAUAUGCUGUUGAUCUCUGUAGAAGAAUUAAACCGAGUGUGUUCAGCACUCAUUUUUCUGAAAUGGGACUUAAAAGAGCUGAAUUGUGUCCUUAAUUAGCAAAUGUGUACAUGGUUGCAGGAGUUUGGUAGUGAGGUGUAAAAAGCUGAAAAGAAUAGUAUCCAGCAGAUGAAUAUUCUGUUACUUAAUCCUCUGCACAGGUGAAAAUAUUAUGUCAUUGGUAAGGGAAUGAUAGCUUUUGACAAUAAUGGGAUUCCCGAGUUUUAAUUAUUUUGAACAUUUGUACUCCUUGUACAAAUAUCUUGCAAGUUUUUAUUUGUUGAUGCUCUAAAUAGUGUGGAGGGGGGUCUGAUCUCUCAGUGGGACAAGGAAGAGAGCUGAUGUUUAAAUGCCACUUUUUUUAAAAAAACAUUUUGAAAUCUUCCUAUUUAUAUGUAUCGUAUGCUUCGAUCUUCUGUGUCAUUUAUGUUAUGUUAGGGGAGGUUGAUGGAACACCUAAGGAACUACUGAUUUUGGGCACAAGCCAGCAGGUUUUCCUGCAAAAGUUACAAGGGAAGAAAUGUAAGUGCUCUUGCCCAGCUCACUUUUUAUUCCUGUGACUUGCACAGGAGAACUUUCCAGUGGACUGCACCCACUAUGUUGGCAAACUAUACACGGAGAAUUUUUACUUCCCUUUUUAAUUUAUUUUAUACAUAAAAAGGCUUUUGAAAUGAAGAUUAAAACUUUUGCUGUAGUUAAUAACAUACCAGAGAAAUUGAUUACUGUAUUAAUAGACAGUCGAAGCUUGGCAACCUGGCAAAUCUUUGACUCUGAAGAUUUUAUAGCAAUUCUGUCAAUGUUUCAGUUUAUGCAUUAAUGUAUUGUUAGAUCACAACUGUAGUUCUGUUAGAAUAUCACAUGUAACCUGCAAUAUUUAUUAUUUGUUGCAUACCUCUUAAUUGUCUGUUCCAUUAACCAUAAAUUACCAUAUUUUGUAGACAUAAUUCUUUUGGAGUGGUGCUUUGCUGGUGACUCCUUAGCAAGAUCUUUAUAUGCCUCUCUGUAUUCAUGCAAGCUGGCUAUUGUCAGUUGCUUAAUUCAGUCACCUGAACAUAUUCCUUUUUGAAACUCAGUUUCUGAACAUGGUAUGAUCCAUCCUCUCUCGAGGCACAUAUCUAGUCUUCUCCACUCACUGCCCUCUUGUGGUAGGUCCAUGGGUAUGCAUACUCUACAGAACACCCAUAUACCUAUCUAGCCAUCUUUAACAUCCCUGGCAUCUUGCAGAGCUGAAGAUAACUAGUUGGAUGUAGUAGUAGUAUGUAGAGAUCUCCUAUUGCAUAACAUCUCCUUUUGCCUGGUGUAUUGCUCAUAUGGGAUCUGUGGAGAGCAGCUGGGAAGAGAGCUGGUCUUCCUUUUCACUGGGGAAACUCCAGAUUGGUGAAAGGGACUAGAUUACAUCUUGCACUUGUAGACAUCAUAAAACAAAAAGUUAUUUAAUAGGUUGUAGCUAUUAGUGCUUCAGGAUACAGGUGCAUAGGUGAUACAGGGUUUAUGUGUAUUUUGUUUUAAAUAUUGUUCUAACUUGAAAUACAAAAUAAAUCCUGUAGGCUAGCGAUCAUGACAGUUACUUCCAUAUUGUAACUGCAGAAAUAAUUCCGCAUCCCCAUUCCAAGACUCAGGAGCUGAAGAUGGAGACGUACGAGUGGAGUUUGAAGAACUAGUGACAUUUAUGUGUAUCCCCAUCUAAGUUUUAAAUAUCUGAACAUUUUCCAGGUCUGUCUUUGGGAUUUGGCAACAAAAUGCUUACUGCAUUACACUGAGACUGAUUCUCUUAAAUCUCUGACAUUAUUUUGGAAAUUCCCUGCACUGACAGUGGAGUAGUCUUUGCUAUAUAUAAAUGUGAACUCAUUUUGUGACCCUCCAAUUCAUGUAUUAUAGCAAAAUGGGUUCUCUUCUUCCCUGUACUUGCUCUUCUUUGUGAAAUGACUGGCUACUCUUCAGUUGAGUGCCAACUCUAUUAUAUUUCAUAGUAGUGUAUUUUCUGCAUAUUAAUUGUGUGGACAGCAUUGUUGUGGCAAUCUCAUUGAGUUUUACAUAUAAUGCUGUCUUUGAUUAUCAGAUUAGAGGUUUAAGAGGUAUGUCUUUUUUCAUGUUAUAUGCACUGAGAAACAUUGUCAUCCUUCUACAAAAGAUAAAUUUUGAUGAAAAAACAAUAAAAAAAUUAAAUACCA